Molecule: messenger RNA, 7796 nt
Organism: Episyrphus balteatus (marmalade hoverfly)
Lineage: Eukaryota; Metazoa; Arthropoda; Insecta; Diptera; Syrphidae
Product: alpha-protein kinase 1
Exons: 9
Coding region: 1511-7486 (1991 amino acids)
Cellular component (GO): chromocenter; nucleus
Molecular function (GO): protein binding; DNA binding; chromatin binding
Source: RefSeq, a predicted model, not a curated record
GCGUACGCAUACACACAUCGUACAGUUACGUUUAUAAAAUUUUUUUGUGUGUCCUCAAACAAAUAUUAUAAAUAAUAAAAAAUAUAAAUUUAUUGUGAAGAAAUUGAAAAAAAUAAAUAAAAUUCCUAAAACCUCACCCUUUUCGAUUAUUUAACAUCCAUUCAAAAUAAAAAAAGAAAACACCUGCUCUUUUUUUUAAAAUUUUGUGUAACAAAAAAUACAAAAAUAAAUAAGUUUAAAUAAAAAAUCUCUCUUCAGCUCAGUGUCAUGAAUUUUUCGGAAAAUUCUUCUUCUUCUUUGCACAUCAUCGAAUCAAUUUGAAUCCAGCAGUUGUUUGUUGUUUGUGUAGAGUGGCCCAAAGAUAGAGAGAGAGAGCGAUUUUAGUGUGUGAAAAUAAAUCUAAAUAAAAAAUUUAUUUUUUGAGGUCAUUUUCGUUAAAUCGGGAUUUUCUUUUCGACCCAAAAAGGAGCCCAAUAGAAGUGGAGAAAAGCUUAUUUUUUUUUUUUUAAACGUGGAUACGCGUGCGGGGCAGGUGUCGGCGGUGGUCGGUAAAAUCGAAUUGAAAAUAGAAAAAAACACUGAGUGAUUGUUGUUGUCUUUUUUUUUUGUGUAUCACUCGUGUUGUGUUACGUGUUCGCUUCUUCAUUGAGUUUUUCAGCACCGGGAUUUUCCUCUCUCUGCCAACAGGAGUUUGGAGAUUUUUUCACAAAUGUCAUAAAUCCUCUCGUUUUAACGGCAAUUAAUUUGCAAAAUCGGAACAAAGUUUAUACACACAAAAAAAAAAAAAAAAACAUUCCCCACUUCCCACACAUUCUCGUAUUUGGAAGAAAUUCCUCAGCAAUAGAAAGUGAAUAAAAAGAAAAAAAAGGAGAAAAAUAUUUUAAUAAUAAUUCGUAUAAUUAUGUCGUAAUUAAGUGGAUUUUGAGGCCAAAACGUGAGUGCAAGCAAGUUGAAGGGGAAAAUGUUCGUGUUCAUCUCUUAAGCCCUUCUUUUUAAUAAAAAUAAAAAAAUUAUGUACAUAAAUUGUGUAUGAAAGAAUUUCUUUCAAAAAAAAAAAGUAAAUAAAUAAAUAAAAAUUUUAAAACAAAAAAAAAAGUGUAUUCCGCAGUGCGCAAGAGAGAGAAGCUAAAAAAUUCGUUCGUGUGUAUUCAAUUUUGAUUGUGAGUUAGAUAGAGACGCAACGAUAACAAAAAAGUUGUUGCAGUGGUGGACAAUUUGGCGGCGCUCUCAGCUCAGUGUCAGUUUUUUUUUUUUUGAGUGAAAUGUCAAAUUCAUCGUUGUCAUUGUUGUUUGCAUUUCCCCUUACGUCAUCGUUAGCAGAAGCAGCCGGAUUAUUUUCUUCAGCAGCAUCAGCAACUUUGUUGUCGUCAUCGUCUUCUCUAUCGUCGUCGUCAUCAUUGAUAUUUCGUAGUGAUCUUUUAUUUCAAUUGGAUUGCUUUUUGGGAUAUGUCGCAUAAUAAAUUUUUAAAGCAGAAACUUAAAUCUCGAUCGCAGCAGAAUAAAAGUUCAAAUGGCCGCGGCUAGCGCUGGAACGCAUAAAAUCAAUAACAGUGCCGCAGCUAUUUCAAGUAAUGCUGGGGUAAUGUCUCGUGGGAAUUUAGUCCAGCAACAAGUUGUAAUGCAACAACAUCAACAACAACACCAACAACAACAACAACAAAUGCAACAACAACAGCAUCUUCAACAACAUCAACAUCAUCAGCAACAACAACAUCCACAUCAUGCGGGGAAUAUAUCUAAUCAACAGCAACAACAGCAUGCGAUUCUUAUGCAUCAACAUCAUCAGCAGCAACAACAGAAUGUUCACUAUCAGAUGCAACAACAACAACAGCAACAACAACAACAACAUCAGCAGAUGAAUGGACAUCAUCAUCCAUCGCAACAAAUGAUGCAUCAUGUUGCUCAACAAUCCCAACUUCAACAACAACAGCCGCAACAGCAGCAACAACAACAUCAGCAACAACAACAACAUAGACAACAAACAUUCGUUCCGCGGGUCGGUGCAAAUACGAAUUCUUCUUCCAAUGGAAUGCAAAUAAUUGCAAACAAUGUAAUUGCUCGACAGCAAUUGCAGCAACAACAUCCCCAAUUCCCCCAACAGCAGCAACAACAACAACAACAACAACAACAACAGCAUAUACAACAACAAAAUUACACCCAAUCCCCAGUGCAUCAUCAUCAACACCAACAACAAUAUCCUAUUGAUGCAGUGGAGGUGGCUCCAGGCGGCGGUAAAUUACAACAAAACCACCUGCCACCACCGCCUCCUCCAAAUAAGAUUCCUCAACCACCCCCCACAAUAGCAUCACGUCACGCUCUAACGAAUAAGCCGCAAAUUCCAAUAGAACCGCCAGCAGCAAUGGCUGCUGCUGCUGUUGUUGGAGCAGCGCCUGCAGCUAAUUUAGCACCUGGAUGGCGAAGGAUUAACGCCAACAACGAGGUCAUCUACAUAAGUCCCACUGGAGCAACAUUACGUUCACAGGUGCAAAUAAAGGAUUACUUAUUGUCACCGGGCACCUGCAAAUGUGGUCUUCCAUGCCCAUUGCGGCCGGAGUUCUUUUUCGAUUUUAAUUCUCAGGUUCCUAAUAUACCAUUGAAAGUACCUCUAGAAAAUGGAUUACCUGCACGUUCGUUAGUAUGUCUGCAUCAGAGGCGAUUCCUAGAAUCACCACAUCAUCAGCAACAACAACAACAACAACAUGAACAGCAACAACACCAUCACCAUCAGCAGGAGUUGGAUCUUCUACAGGAGCAGCAACAACAACACCAGCAGUUGCAAAAUGAUAGUCAGAUUCACAAUCACCAGCAACAGCAGCACCAGUCACAUCAGCAACAACAACAACAACUCCAGCACCAGCAGCACCAACAACAACAGCAGCAGCAGUCUGAGCAACCAGGAUUAAAAGAUGCAAAACGACGAAAGUUUACAGUUCCAACAACAAAUCCGAAUAAAAUUCUUUCGGCGGCAGCUCAACAACAACAACAACAACAAAAUAUUAAUAAUCAUCCUGGAAAUGUGUAUGCCUCAGGAAAUAGUUCUGUUCAUAGCAAUUCUAGUCAAGUGGCUUCGAUUUCUUCCAAAUCGCAACACAUGCACCAACAACAACAACAACAACAAAUGGAUCAUUCACAUUCAUCGCCAUCCCAUAAACACUCAAUUGAAGUUGUUCAAAAAGUCCAACAACAUCAUUCAAUAGUGUCACAUCCUUCAACGACAACUACUUCACAUACCGAAGAAGUAGAAGUCGAAGAAGAAGAUGAAGAAGAAAUCGAAGAUGAAGAAGAACCUGUUCCGGAAGAAAAACCCGAAAGGCAAAUUGGUGGUGUUAAAUUGUCAAAAACACCACCAUGGCGUAAAAGCCAAUCUGGCGGUUAUAGUUCCGAAAAUAGUAACGAACGAGUUCCACCUCUUCCAACUGCACAUGAAGAAUCUUCUUCAAAAUGGCAUUCAGCAACACCGCCAUGGGAGAAAGCUAAUAAUAAUAAUAAUAAUGGUCAAUCGUAUGUGCCUCGUUUCUACACCAAAAAUCGCCUCCUCACUGGGGUAACUAAGAAAUUUCCAAAUUUCAAAGAUGAUCCAAAUGGUUAUCUUACCCAGCAAACGGCUAUGUUGCAUAAUACAAUGAUGAAUUUUGGUCGAAAUAAAAAGCUUAGCGAACCUACUGUUGAAGAGGUAAAUGAAGAAGAUGAGGAAGAAGAAGAGGAGGAAGAAGAAGAGGAGGACGAACAAAUCAUGGAAGAAGUACAAGAGGCGGCUCCUCCCACGAGCAAAACUGUGAUUCAUCAACAAAAGAUACAACAACAACAACAACAAAAUACCCAGCAACAGAGGCAACACUUGGCUUCUGUUGAGGAUGGAAAAGUUCCACUUUACACUGAAAGAGUGUAUACUAAUGGAACAACUCAUCCUUUUGCACAGCAGCAAUCAAACUCAGAAAUAGCUCAAAGCUCAAAUGUUAGUUUGACAAAUCAGUAUCAGGCGCAGCAGCAGCAGCGUAUGGCUGCUCCAGCGUCUCCAGCUGCAAAUUCAGCAAGCCCAACUGUUGUAAAUCAUCAACUGCAGGCUCCAUCUAGUCAACAACAGUACCAUGUUGAACAAAAUGAACAGAUUAAAAGCGAAACGGUGGUGAUGCCUCAAAAACGACGGCAAUACUCUCAGGUACAUCAUCGACCUGAACCUCAACAGCAUUUGACAACAACAAUUGGUGGCCAAACGGUGACGCAUUUCCCCAAUGGCAUGGUCCAAAUCGAACAAAGUUGUGAAACUGUUCAAUUGACCCAGCCGACACCAAUGAAGCCUCAGCAACAGCUGCAGCUUCAACAACAAAUCCAACAGCAUAAUCUUCUCUUCCGGCAAAAUCAACAAAUACAAAAACAAACAACUGGAAGUAGCAAGCAACAGAAGUCGGCUCCUCUUGUUGUUCCGGCUGCUCAAGAGUCACCAGUUUCGUCGAGCACGACAUUUCCUAAUCGUGCCACUCCCGAAACACCUCAACAACUCUUGUCUGAUGCUUCCAAAGGCCCAGCCCAAGUCGGAGCUAUUUCGACAAGUCAUGAAAGUCCUCGACCAUGUCCACCCUCGCCAGCAGAGUCUAUGGAAUCGACAAGCUCUCGAGCUUCGAUCAAAACAGCACCAUCUCCCAGCCUAGUGCAGAAUUCGCACUCCGUUUCCACAAAGAAAAUCGAAUCGCAAAAGGUUACAAGGCAACACAAGCACCCUCAGCACUCCAUGUACACUCAGACUACAGCGAGAAACACCAUCACAUCGGUAACAGCUGGAAAGACUCAAACUGCAACGACAACUUCAUCGACUAUCUCUGUUGAGCCAGCGAAUAAAAUCCAACACCAUUCGCAGAAGCUGUCACCAAAUAGUAGUCUUCCUGUGGCAAAUCUCCAACUGCAACCAAUCAUGCGAGAGACAAACAACAGUCAAAUAAUCAUGACUUCCACUGGUCAGCUAAUUGUUAUGCCAACUUCAAGUGGCAUCAAACAGCAAAUCAGUGGAAAUCAUCAUAUGAUCAUAUCGAAUAAUGGAAAUGAUAAUAAUUCCUCUCUCGAUGUCCAGCAGCAACUUUUGAAUGCCACAACUCAAAAUGGAGCGAAUUCAAAUGGUGGCAUCAUCAUUCAAAAUACUGGCAGUUCGAAUAACUUCCAAAUCCAAGGUGGUAAUAUUCAACCUACAACUGUGAUCCUCAAUAAUGGACAGAAUCUCCUUGGGGCAGGUACAAAAGUUCUAACCCAAGGUGGCAAUAUAAUCAAUGGCAGCCUUAUAUCUCCUAAUAAUUCUGCAAUGCUUGGCCAGCAGACAGUUGUAUUAAAUACCCUUCCCAAUGGCUAUGUCAUUCAACCAAAUUUUGCCACAGUUGAUGGACAAAUGGUUAGUCAGAUUGUAAAUCAAGAAAAUGGUACUACCACGUAUGUCCAACAACAACAACCUCACCAACAACAACAACAACAGCGAAUUAUUAUAACUUCGCCAGAUAUUAAGCGAAAAGCAAAGAAGAGAAAAAAUAGUUCUAGCUCUUCGCCUUCAACAACGCCAUCGAGUCUAUCACCUCAACAAUCUCCAACGAUACAACAACAACAAACGACUACAGUUUUGCAAAAUCAUCAGAACAACGGUCAAACACAAAUGGUUCAGAUCUCGGCUGGACAUCAGUAUCCAACUCAAGGCUUUCAAAUUAGCCCGAGUAUACAAGGAAUUGUUGUUAAUAAAAAUACUCAACAGACACAGCCUCAACAGCAGCUACUCUUCCAGAAUGGUCAGAUUAUUCAACCUAUUAAUAUGUUGGGGCAACAAUUGUUGGUACCAGCUGGCCUGGUAAUGACCUCACCCGAUACAACGUUGUUGCAAAUACAAAAUGUUGGCGCUGCUUGUGGUAGUAUUAUAACACCUCAGGGAAUGAUGUUGCGAGCGGCAAGUCCACAGAAUAAGAAUUUCCUAUCGCCCAAUGCAGGCGGACAACAGUAUAUUAUGGGGAAUAAUGGACAGUUGAGUCCGAUCGGACAGCUUUAUAGUACUCCAAUGGGAAUAAUGAUGCCAUCGCAAGGUGCUGGUGGAACUACUACUUUUGUGCAGCAGAAUGCAACUAUUGUUCAGCAUCAGCAGCAACAGCAACAAACUAUUCAACAACAACAACAGCAGGUGCUGCAACAACAUGCAACAUCAAUUCACCAACAACAACAGCAGCAGCACCAGCAACAACAACAAGUUCAACAACAAACGAAUAAUCAAACAGUAACUGUGAUCAAUAAAAGGAUGUUAGAAGAUGCAUCAGGAGUUAAUACCCAAAGGACGGCCGCUGCCAGUCCACCGGAUACGACAACGCACAGUCCAAGGAGUCCCGAAAGGCCACCUAGCCAGAGAAGUGGAGGAAGUGAUAUGGUUCAAUGUGUAUCCAGUUCGGAACCAGAUGGAGUGGUGUCGCCACAUAGUGUAGAAAGUGCACAAUCGCCAUCUACAACGGAUUGCGAAAGAGGUAUGUCAUAUCAAACUACAAACAUUUACAAACCAUCGGAUGCAAAAAUUCGACGAGUCAAAACUCCGCCACAACAACAAUUUAGUUCAUCCACACAGGAUAUGAUGAAACCCGAUUCGCAUGAAUCACCUACAAAUUCGCCACCUUCAUCAAUGUCGGCAAUAACCUCAACAAUUAAUAAAAACAAUUUGGCCACAAGCCAUCACCACCACCACAAACAACAGCACCACCACCACCAUCAGCAACAACAACAGCAUCAUCAGCAAUAUCAUCCGAAUAACCGGAGUCCCAUGUCAACAUCAUCGUCCACCAAUGCACCAUCAGCUACAGCAUCAGCCAUCCAUAUCGACUUAGCUCAAAAUGGUAUGCAAAAAUCCUUCACAAUUGGCGAACUGAUUUGGGGUGCUGCUCGUGGCCAUCCAGCGUGGCCAGGUAAAAUUGUACGCCAACCCGACGGGAUGUCAACACCUUGUGAGUAUCAAAGUGCUACCACUUGGGUACAAUGGUUUGGUGGCGGUGGUCGGUCCCAUGCUGAGCUGGUAGCUGUUAAUACUUUGAAGAGUCUAUCCGAGGGUCUGGAAGCUCAUCAUAAAGCCCAAAAGGAUACAAGAAAGAGCAGAAAAUUAAAUUCCCAACUCGAACGUGCCAUUCAAGAAGCCAUGACUGAAUUGGAUCGUAUUUCAGCAGCUACAACACCACCCGGCAGCAACAACAACAAUUGUUCCCAACCAACAUCAACAUCAUCUGGCAGUCCCAAUUCAACAAAACAUCGCGGACGUGGCCGUGCCUCUAUGUCGCAGACUGUUGUCCAGCAAAGAUCCAAACCGAUUCGGAUAGCCCCAGCCCCGCCCAAUGCCACCGCUAGUUCAACAAUAACCACUACAAGCAUCACGAGCAUAAGCAGCAAGCAACAAUCACCAUCAACAAGUAUUAGCCAAGUGACCAGCCAGCAGCUGCAUCAUCAUCACCAGCAUCACCAUCACCAAUCACAGACGCAAUCGAAAUGACCCGAAUCUAGCAGCGCACUCUCGUGGUCAAUGCAAACAGUUACUCUAGUCAUUCACAAUAACUAACAGUUAAAGGAGUUUCACAAACACACACCCACGCAGCACAUAUUACAUAGAGAAAGACUGCUUUUUCAAUUCGCCGCCGCCGCCGUCGAUGGUACCGAAGUUAACGGUUUUGCACAGGAUAACAGCGAAAAUGCAGUCUUAUAAAAAGCUAGAAUAAUAAAUUGUUUUAAUUUAAUAUUUUUUUUUUUAAUUUUUAAUUUGUUUUUAUUUUUUUAAACAUCAACAAAAUAAAUAUAUAUAGUUU